AUGUCCUUGAGCAAAUGGUCGGCUAUUUUUCGACAUUGCGAGAUGACUACAAUUCACGCUUGGAAGAACUCAAGCACAAGCAGGCAGAACUUCAAUCUCGUGAAACUCGGGCACCAGCACCGCCGCGUGCAAGAAUAUUUGCUGGACGGAGGGCAAAUCAAAAAAAAGCCUGAAAAGCCUGAGGCAACUCAAACGGAUCCCAUGAGUCUGGAGCUGACUGCAACGUUGACGAGGGUAGCUAGUGAGCUAGAGGGGACCUUGACACGGAAGGUCUCAACUGGUGAAGUUGAGCCACCUCCAACAGAGGAAGCUGAUCUUGAUGAAAAUGAGAAUUCUGGAGAUGAGGAUGUUGAAGAAGAAGCUGACGACGUGAGCCAAGAAGAACAGGAGGAAGACGAAGCGGAAGAUGAUGAAGACGAAGAUGAAGAUGAAGAGGACGAAGCUGACGAAGAUGAAGAAGCGGACGACGUGGAAUCAGAUGUUGACAAAGUGGGAAAAGCAUCAGGCCGUGCACCAGCAGUCUCAGCAUCUUCAGCAGCUCCAGCACGAGCGGAUCCUUCAGCAGAUGCUCCAGCAGAUGCUUCAGUAGAUGCUUCCGCUCUUGAAGGAACCCUACGUCUCGAGCCUUCUGAAGAUGCGGCAGAACCGGAGUCAAGGCCGGACAAGACUGACCAAGAAGCCGCGGUCACAACUGCCCCAGCGGAUGCGGUCACAGAGGUUCCAGAACCUGAGCCAACCAAAAGCAAAAAAGGUAAAAAGGGCAAAAAGAAAGAUAAAGAAAAGACCGAGAAGAGGCCCAAGGCGAAGCCGAAAAAAGAAGUUCCUCUUCAACCGAAGCCCGUGGUACGACCUGGAAGUUCACCACCUGCGGUGAGUUCCCAACCAAAGGAACAAACUGCAAGGCCAGCCCCUAAAGCCAAGGCUCGAGUGGAAGAGGAAGGAAUGUCUUGCGUACAAACUCUUGAAAUGGGCUUGGCUGUACGCAAUGCGAUUUGCAUCGGAAUGGAAGUUUGGACCGUUGACUGGGCCGGAAAUGUCACGGUGAGAGAACGCGACGAUGCCACGAAAGUGAGAUGUGAAAUUCCCACGAACCGAUUUGUUUGGAGCAUGCUGCACAUGGAGCCGCACUUGAUGUGGAUGGGGCAGGAGGCGAUGGGCAUUUCGCUUUUUGACACCAAACGGAAGGAAUUUAAGGGGUCAUUGAUUGGUGGCCACACGGGUGGUGUCACUUGCCUGGCUUCUGGAGAUGCUCUCGAUGGAGCGGAGGUCGAGAAGGGUGCAAUCCCCCGGAGGCGGGCUUGGAGUGGAAGUAACGAUUUUACUAUUCGACAAUGGACGAUUGAAACGUGGCGAAGCAAAGAGGCAAAACCGGAACAUUUGAAGGAUUUGAAGGAUGCAUUUAUCGUUGAUAUUGGGAAGUUCAAGGUAGCCAUCUCCAAGGGCCUGCAGAUGUACGGCCACAAGAACGGUGUACGGUGUUUGAUUCGCAUUGGCCCUACACUAUGGUCAGGCUCUGAUGAUGGCAGCAUCCGAUUGUGGUGCACAGCGACAGGCAACUGUAACGAGACGGUGGACAAGGCGCAUGGAGGAUCUGUUUUAAAGCUUGCGGUUGUUCGAUCCUUUAUAUGGUCCUCCGGAUCUGAUGGGUAUAUCCGAGAGUGGACGAUCGGUGGCCCUGUCCGUGAGUGUGUCCGCCAAAUUGCGCCGGAGGGCUUCGACAAAGGUGCUUAUGCCAUUGUUCCUUUGGGAUAUGAUGUUUGGACAUGCGGACAUCACCCGAACAUCCAAGUCUUUUCCCAAGCUGAUUUCUUCAAAACAGCUGAGCAUCCUGCCCACGAGCCUUAUGUCUCCAACCUGCUCACGGUGGAUCGAGUUGAAACCAAAAUCGUGUGGUCCACCUCCAUUGGGGACAAAAAGCUGAAGGUUUGGCGUCACACAAUCCGCGGCGAAGUGCCGAAUUUCGAUGAGCUCAAAGCAGCAAAUCGCCUUUUUGAAGAGGAAGAGGAGGUCCGGGCAAAGCGACUGGACGAGUUUGUCAAAAGACAAUCAGUCUUGGAGGACGAGCUUGCAGUUUCAGCUCAAGAGUACAAGAACCAGUUGGAGGCGCUUGCAAAUGACUUGGCAAAAUCAAGGGCCAAUGCAGAAGAGCUCGAUGCAAAGUGCAAAGCGCUGGAGGAAGAACUUGCUGGCAUCAGACAACUUUUUGAAGAGAUGGGUCUAGGCAAACUGAUGGAAGAUCCGGAGGCCCUGGCUGAUUUUCUUCGUCGAGGGCAAGCUCUGGAAAAGAUUUUCAAAGACCUGGGUUUGGAGAACUUCCUGGAGAAUCCUGAGGAGCUCCGCAAGGUGCUGGAGGCUUUCGCCGACCUCGGCUUAGACGACUUACUGAAGAAUCCAGAGGAGCUCAAAAGGUUUCUGAGCUCUGCGAAAGAGUUGAAAGAGAUGCUCGAGGCAGCCGGCUUUGGGGAUGUCUUCAACGAUCCCUCCAAACUGGAGGAGCUACGAAAGCAGCUGGACUUGCUCAAACAGGUUAGAGAGAUAUUCGAGAAAAAUGGCUUGGGUGAUGCUUUUAAGGACCCCUCGCUACUGGCAGAGGUGCUCUCUCGCUACGAGGGCUUGCGGAAAGCCUUCGAAGAGUUCGGCUUCUCGGAACUCUUCGAGGACCCGUACAACCUCAAGGGUUUUCUUCGCAACUAUGCCAAGCUGCGGGAUGCCUUCCGCGAACUUGGUUUGGAGUAUCUCUUGGACAGUGCAGCUGCUAUGAAGGACUUUCUGGCGGGGCACACUUCCGGGGAGAAGGAGCUUCUGGACCUUCGAGCAAAAGCUUCCAGGCUCGAUGAGGUAGAAGACAGGCUGAAGAGACGAGAAGACGAGUUGGCCAGGGCCAAGGAAGAGGCCAAGCAGCUGCGAGAGAGGCUGGCGGCCUUUGAAGCCGUUGGAGAUUUGGAUUCCAUCAAGAGAUGGAAGAGCGCCCUCCCGGCUCCCUUCAGCCACCACCUGGUGACAACCAACAAAACAAAACGCCAGGAGGCUUCGCAGCUCUUGGCGCUGAUGCGUGCCAAGGGGAACGCGGAUGGUGAGCUUGCUGAGCUUCGCCGCCAGCUUGAGGAGAAGGAGCGUGAGCGACAAGAGGCUCUCGACAGAGAGCGUCUUAUGGCAAUCAAGUACAAGGAGCUGGACAUUUUCAAGCUGGACAUCAUUGCUCGUGAGCUGAAAGCACUGGACACUGAGCUUGGAAUGGUGGGGAAGGAGGUGAUGUCUGGAUUUGUCUACGAGGAGGCGCCAGACCAUGGCUCUUCCAAAGCUGCACGGCUCCGGCAAGCGGACCGCUGGGAAGUGAAGAGGGACGGAUGGGAAGAAGUGACCCAUGACGUGGGUCCCACGGGAUGCCAUAAUUUGGAAGAGUGGCUCGUUAAUGCGCGGCUGGAGGGUGUCCUGGUGCAGUCUGAGGAGGUGUUGGCAACUGGGCGGCAGCUCGGGGACCAGGCUUUCAGCAGGUUUGUGGCAUCUUUGCUGUCUGCUUCUGUGGAGUUUGCCAGAAGACCACCGCUUGAUGGCUUGCAUACAGGAAUCCGAAUCCAGCACAUUGAUUUGUCAGGCAACUGUCUGACUGACACUGCUGCAGCUGCCUUGGCAGAGUGCUUGGCAUGGAUACGUGAACACUUCGGUGGUCACGUCUUAAGGUCCUUGCACUUGUCCCAGAACCAAAUUGGUCCAGGAGGAGCUGAGGAGCUCGCCUUAAAGUUUUUUCCACUGGACUCCAGUCUUGUGGAGUAUGAUUUGGCUUUAUCUGCAAAUCCGCUGGGCGACGUUGGUGUGACCUUGGUGGCAAGGGCCGUCCAGAGGAGAAACUGCAAUGCAGUUUUGCAUCUGAGUGAUGUAGGAUGCGGAGCGGAGGGUUGUAGAUCAUUGACAGAUUGCCUCCCAGCACUCAAGGGUCUUGAUUUGAGCAAGAACAAUAUUCCUGGAGCGGAACUGCAAGCGCUGGCGGCUAAGCUGCCAGCAACUGCACGGUUUGUGCUGCCUGAAGGCCUGCCCGCUUCCCAGACGAUGGUGGCAACGCAGAUGACGAUGGAAAGGGCUGUGGUGCCAGAGAACAGAAAGGCGGCAGCGGCAGCUAACGCGGUUCCACGGGCUCAGGCUGUCCUAGACCGUGCCCGCCGGGCUUUGGGAAAACCGUCUGAUGCGACACCUGCCCCAGCAGCACCUGGUGCAAGAGGUGCAGGUCAUGACACACACUCCGUCAGCAUUGCCAGCGGAUUGCAGGCUACAAUAGACAAUCAAAUGUUCACACGUUCCAGAGCCCCAGUUGUGUGUCUUGCUCCAGAUGGAGGGAUGCUUCAGAGGCAGCACUCCCCUUCAAGAGUUUCUGCCACAGCGCAGGCAGUUCUUGAUCGUGCGCGCCAUGUACUGCAAAGGCAGGCUGCAACAGGUGUGUUGCCAAGAACUUCCUCCACGGCAUUUCGCAGUGGGGCUUCUGUGGCUCCACCACAAGCAACCAUGGAGGCAGCGCCAAGUCCACAGCUGCCAGAAGGAAACAUGGCUCAGAACGUCACAGAGUUCAGAACACAAGUCCCAUUGGCGGCUGAAACAAAGAAUUCAGAGUUGCCAAAACACGGGGCUCUCGGAACUCUCGGAGCUCUGAGCCAAGAGCAACCGGCAGAAUUGGCAUCAGCCACAUCAAGAUUGGCUUCCGCUACAGCGGCACUUCAACUUCAGCUUGGAGUGGAGAGGCGGCCCAGACAAGCUUCCGAGGGUGAACGACUGGUGCCAGACGAGUGUGAGCCCGACGCUGAGGCCCUCGCUAUGCCAGAGCGCACGGUACGCCUUGAGCGAGAAGUCGCUGAGCUGAGGGAGGAUGUUCGCAGGAUUGAGCACACUGUUUCAUCCCUGCAGAUUGAACCGGAGCAAGAGGACAGGAUUGAAGACAAUGCUGAGUUGCUCUGGUGUGAAGGGUUGACAUCAAAGAUCAAGCCUGAUUGCGAUAUGGAAGAAAAGAUGAAGCAGGAAAAGGAGAACAAUGAAGGCUCAAUUGAGGAGGAUGAUAUUUGCUCAAUGCCAAGCAUUGCCUCUUUGAAAGCAGAGAAGGACUUAAGGGAGUCUGAGAGCCUGCCAAGCAAAAGAGACCUAAGCCCAUUGAAGAGUGAAACAAAACCAUCCAAGGGCCCUCCAAAGGGAAAAGGUAAAGGUCCUCCUUUACCUUCUUCGAGCCCGAAGGCCUCGCCGUCCAGACCAAAAGAUGAGGCGAAUCCGGAGCCCAAAGAAGAGGCUAAAUUGCAAGAUCCAUCAGCUCUGCAGACUCCGCAGGUGGCUGGAAAGGGGAAAGGCAAGGCGAAAGGCGGUCCCAAAGGUGUUCCCAAAGGUGGGCCAAAGGGAACCGGAAAGGGCGGUCCCAAAGGUGGUCCUCCAACAAAGGGAGGAGGACCAGGCCCUCCUCCCAAAGGCGGUCCUCCAAAGGGCCUGGGGCCCGGCCAAGGCCAAGGACCGGCCAAGGCUGAAAGCAAGGCACCAUUUCACAAGAAAUUGUACUGGAAGCAAGUUGACAUUGCAGAUGCUGAAGGGACCAUCUUCAGUGAGGAGAGUAGACGCAGGGCAAACACAUGCAGUGCGAUAGAUUUCAAUGCGCUCUCCAAAAUUCUUGAAGCUGAGAAGACCAAAGGUUCUCAACUUCAGCGUCGCUCUUCUGGCGUUUUGAGCAAGGCUCAGAUGCGCAACAUCGGAACAAAAGUUCUGAGCGACCAUCGAGCUCGCAAUAUUGCAAUCGUUUUAAAGCGAAUGCCAACCAGCACAACUGAACUGGUGCGUGUCCUCAGCAGUUUGCAAUGGGAGGACGAUCGCAUAAGCAGUGAUGACUUGGAGCAGAUUCUAGAAGCGAUUCCAACGCAGGAUGAAGCCAAGAAGCUUCGAGAGCAUAGCUCACCGGAGGCAUGCCAAAAGCUUCGAGAUGUUGAGCAGAUGGUCAUGCCUUUGACCCUGUUGAACCGAGCCUCAGCAAGAGUCAGAGUGCUUUGUAUUGCGCGCAAUGUACGCCUGCAAUUCAAGUCGACCAUGAGAAGCUUAGCCAGAAUUCGGGCUGCCUGUUUGGCAAUCCAGAAGUCUGGUAUGUUGCGUAAUGUCAUGUUGCUUGCGCUCCAGCUCGGCAACUUCAUCAACCACGGGGAUUCGACAAAGGGAGCUAAGGCGAUUGCCAUUGGCUCCCUUUUGGCCCUACGAGACUUUAAGUGCGGAGAGGGCAUUUCGACCUUGCACUUUCUUUGUGCAUCUUUGAUGCGGUCGGGGCAACCCGAUGCUGCCCAAGUCCUUCAGCGCGAGCUACAGCCAGCAGAAAGAAUAGCAAAGAUGCAGGUUCAGGGACUGUCAGCAGGGAUGAAGGCCUUCGAACGUGAUCUCGACAGCAUCAAAUCAGAGUGCCGGAACUAUCUAGAAGAGUAUGAAGGAGGCGGUGAUGAUGCAGUUGAGCCCGCGCUUGAUGAUGAUGCAAAGGAAUUCGGACAGGAGCUGGCAGAGGUCCAAGCAGCGGCUGCCGCCGCGGCCUGCGACAUGCUGGAAAGCCCUAGGAGACGGCAGAAGGAAGACGAAGAUGCUACCCGAUGGGUUGAGGACGUCAUGAAGAUUCGCGGCAGUGCUCAACGCCGGCUUCGGUGCAUGAGGUGUAUCAUUGAGAAGCUUUGCAGCCUGUUGAAAGCUGACAUGGAGUCCACGGCAGAACAGGUCCAUGCGACUUUGCGCUUCUGCGGGGUCCUACUGCCAAAGUCCUCCAAUGAGGUGCCAGUAGACCUGGAGGCACUCCUUUCCAACCUCUCCGAGUUCACAAAGGUGUUCAAAGAGCACUGGGAUGAGGUUAAAAAGAAUAUGUCGCGCUACCAGCAGCUUUUCAGUGACGGUGAAAGCGCAUCAUCCAGCGGCGCCCAGUGA
This is a messenger RNA of Durusdinium trenchii, 6912 nucleotides long. The record is from the annotation of a GenBank genome assembly. NCBI's taxonomy places the organism in Eukaryota, Dinophyceae, Suessiales, Symbiodiniaceae.